AUGCUGUCCGAGGAAGUGAAAGACGACCUAAAGAUCUCGGUAGUACAGGCGUCGCUAGAGGAGGAAGAUUUGCCGCUCUGGAAGAGGGUAGAGAAAGAGAAUCGGGUUGACGAGACGUUCAACGCGAUUAGGAUAGAGAAACGAGUAGAGAACCCAAAGAAGAAAAUAUUUGGGUACAACAUUCAAAAUUGUGAAGACAAGGAAGGAGUACUGUGGUACAGAGAAAAACUGGCAGUACUAGCAGCAAUAGUGACGGACGUGAUUCGAGAGAUCCAUGAGAGCAAGGAGACUAGGCACUCAGGCCGUACAAAGACAAGGAAGGCCAUCGCGAAUAGUAGGUACUACAUCUCGAAUGGAUACACGUUGGUCGGGAGAUUCUUGCGGAAUUGUCAUGUCUGCAGGAGGACCAAACCUGUGCAUCAGCUCCCUGCAGGCCUGUUGCAACCUCUUCCGAUUCCUGAGCGCCCCUGGCAGGAUAUCUCAAUGGAUUUCGUCACGGGAUUACCAACAUCAGAAGGCUACAACGCUAUUCUAGUGGUUGUUGAUCAGCUAAGUAAGGAACGCUACUAUAUCCCUUGCACAGCUGUAGAAGAGGGCACGACUUCAGAGGAGACAGCUAAGAUGCUAUAUAAGAAUGUAUAG
Messenger RNA from Endocarpon pusillum Z07020, 642 nucleotides. RefSeq lists its product as uncharacterized. The record is from RefSeq and is a predicted model, not a curated record. The coding region runs from base 1 to 642 and encodes 213 amino acids. NCBI's taxonomy places the organism in Eukaryota, Fungi, Ascomycota, Eurotiomycetes, Verrucariales, Verrucariaceae. The transcript has a single exon. Gene Ontology annotation, molecular function: nucleic acid binding.